AGAACGGCUGUCUUCGAGAAGUUUUUCAGUUCCAAUCAGGAAUUAACACCCGAGUUCAACAUGGCCCCUGCCAUAAACGCGACGGUCAGCACCCCUUUUGACUCCACCACGGUGGCGAACGGAACACUUAACACCACUGGAAGUACGAAUUCGGGUUGGGAAUACGUUAACACCACUCCCGUCACAAUUUGGAUCAACGGUGGCGGCUACGAUGGUCCAUACAUGUUCUUUUAUCCCAGCUAUGUCAUUUACAUUGUGCUGGUCUUCCUCUUCGUCAUCGCCUUUCCUCUGGCCAUGAUUAUGAGCGCCAAACGCAAGCGAGAGGCCAAUGCGCGGAAUCUCGCCCAGCAGAGACAACGAGCCCGUCGCCAAAUGGAGAUCAAUGUGACGAACAAUUGCAACGGCGGCUCCGGAGGAGUCGGAAACGUGUGCUCAAACAGCCAGGACGAAGUCAGUGUGUUGCCCAAGACCUUGGAUUUGCCGCCCACGUACGACGAGGCCGCUUUUAGCGAGCGAAAGCAGGACAGCACACUGACCAUAGCCACCACCUUGGAAGCGAGCAAUCCCAAUUUGGCGGUUGGAAUUAACGAACCACCGCCGGUUUACGAGGCGAAUGUGGCCACAACUACCACGUCCACCACCACCACAGUAUUUUUGGUCAACGGUCAACCACCGGUGGUGUAACUAAGCAUUGGGCUUCUGAGAAAAAGUAAAUUUAUUAUUAUUU
This is a messenger RNA of Drosophila mauritiana, 727 nucleotides long. RefSeq lists its product as uncharacterized. Lineage: Eukaryota; Metazoa; Arthropoda; Insecta; Diptera; Drosophilidae. The coding region runs from base 61 to 684 and encodes 207 amino acids. The transcript has 3 exons. The record is from RefSeq and is a predicted model, not a curated record.